Messenger RNA from Acaulospora colombiana, 769 nucleotides. NCBI's taxonomy places the organism in Eukaryota, Fungi, Glomeromycota, Glomeromycetes, Diversisporales, Acaulosporaceae. The record is from the annotation of a GenBank genome assembly.
AUGUCUGCUAGUACACCUGCUGGAAAUGAGACGGUCGCGCUGGAAAAAUACGAUGCUGAGAAACUUAUAUCCUUUUUGCGGGAAAAGGAUUUAGAAAAUAAUGAUGUUACUGGUCGCGCCUUCCUCGAAAUGACCAAACAUGAUUUCCGAGAUAUUAAUUUAAAGGCAGGUCCUGCGUUGGUGCUUGCGAACUUUGCUAAAGAGUGUAAGAAGGAAAGGUUGCCUUAUUCCAAGCCCUCCAAACUUAACUUGGAUUUUUAUAACACAAUUCCACUCGAAAACUGGUCAUGUAAUAAGUUAGUAGAACAUUACCGUGAAAACUUAGAAAAGAGUGGAAAUUGGAAAACUUCUCCCAAGAAGUUCAAUAUGGAUCUUAAACGAGAUUAUUCCCAAUUUAAAAUCGAUACAUUACAGGUAAAACAACAGAUGAUUGCAACAGGGAACGCUUCUACCCAAAUUGUUGACAAUCGAAAACUUCUUCGGGAUGACAACGGAGAAGCUGUGAAGAUAAGCUCUAGCGAUGAUGAUAUUCACGCUGAUAUUAAAAGCUGGUCUCCCGAUCAUGUAAAGAAAUUUCUUAAAUCUCGCAUGGAAAAUUCUGAUUAUGAUGAAACCGAAAUCGAAAAAAUCCGAAAUCAAGAUCUUACGGGUAAGGCCUUUCUCCGAUUAACUGAAGAGAAAUUGACUCGAAAACCCGGCCUUUACGAGCUCAAGUCAAGUCCGGCGGAAGGAGUAAUGGAACUAGUCGAGGAGCUUAAUGAAAAACUAG